AAGUAGAUCAGGGCGCGAAUCCCGUCUCUGAUUGGUCAAGCUCCGUUCGUCGGUGAGCUCUGAUUGGUGGAGAGGCGGAGCCAUAUAAGGGGUUGGUGGUGUGUAGCUGUAGCUUUGUGGGGCGUGUUGGUGUGUGAGGCAUUCGGAAGGCGGCAGCCGAGCCAGGAGGUUGGACGCGCAGGACAGGAAACAUGCGGAUGUUCGUGGCCGCGCUGCUGCUUGCAGCAGGCCUGUCUCUGGCAGCCGCUGAUGGGUACGGCUACAAACAGCCUGUGAAGUAUGCCGGUCCCAUCGUCUACAGCGGCGAGAAGCCUCCCAUCGUCCACUUCCCGGCGCCGCCGAGGCCCACGAAGGGCUACGGACACGGCAAGGGCGGCGGUCACAAGAUCCCGCAGUCCAUCAAGUACGUGCCGCUCCCCCACCACGAGCUGCCCGUGCUGAUCUACCAGUCGGACUCCAACCCUCCCGUCCACGUGGUCAACACCCCGGCACCCUACGUCGCGCCCAAGGCUCCCAGCAAGGGCUACGGCGCCCCGAAGGCUCCCUCUGGCAGCUAUGGCGCCCCGAAAGCUCCUUCUGGUGGAUACGGCGCCCCUAAGGCUCCCGCUUCUGGGUAUGGCGCCCCGAAGGCUCCUUCCUCUGGAUACGCCGCCCCUUCUAAGGGACACAGCAGCGGCGGACACAGCAGCGGACACGGAGGCGGACACAGCAGCGGACACGGAGGCGGACACGGAAAGGGAGGCGGAUACAGCGGCGGAGGCGCCAGCGCCCACGCUCAUGGCUCCAGCGACAGCGCCGUCUACAUCAAGGCUCCCCCUGCGCCCGCGCCCGUCUACGUCCCCGCCCCCGAGCCGCAGUACGUGAGUGCCAGCAAGCCCAAGCCGAGCUACGGUGCUCCGCACAAGCCGGCCCCGAGCUAUGGAGCCCCCAAGGCCAAGGGAUACCCCGCCCCCAAGCCCCAGUCGUCGUACGGAGCCCCCAAGGCGAAGGGCUACCCCGCUCCGCGUCCGCAGAGUAGCUACGGUGCCCCCAAGGCCAAGGGAUACCCCGCCCCCAAGCCGCAGUCUUCUUACGGAGCACCGAAGGCGAAGGGAUACCCCGCCCCGCGUCCUCACUCAUCCUAUGGAGCUCCCAAGGCUAAGGGUUACCCCGCCCCGCGUCCCCAUUCGUCCUAUGGAGCCCCCAAGGCCAAGGGAUACCCCGCCCCCAAGCCUCACUCCAGCUACGGAGCCCCCAAGGCCAAGGCUACCCCCGCACCUCACAUCAUCUACGCCGGUCACCCGCCAAUCCACGUCUACCAGCAGCCCCCUGUCUACCAGGUCCCCAAGGCUGCCCCCAGCAAGGGCUACGGACCUCCCCCUAGCAAGGGCUACGGACCUCCCCCUAGCAAGGGCUACGGACCUCCCCCGAGCAAGGGAUACGGACCUCCCCCUAGCAAGGGCUAUGGCGUCCCCAAGGCCCCCACUGCCAGCUAUGGCGCCCCUAAGGCUCCCUCGUCUGGCUACGGCGCUCCCUCGAAGGGGCAUGGCGGCGGCGGACACGGCGGCGGCCACGGCAGCGGCGGCCACGGAAAGGGAGGCGGCGGACACGGAAAGGGAGGCGGCGGACAUGGAAAGGGAGGCGGAUACCCCGCCGCCGUUCCGUCCAGCAGCUACGGCGCCCCCAAGGCUAAGGGAUACCCGGCUCCUCGCCCCAGCAGCCACUACGGCGCUCCCUCGAAGGGCCACGGCGGCGGUGGACAUAGCGGAGGGCACGGAGGCGGCAAGUACCCCGCGCCUCGCCCUAGCAGCGGAUACGGUGCCCCGAAAGCUAAGGGAUACCCGGCCCCUCGCCCUAGCAGCCAUUACGGCGCGCCCAGCAAGGGUCACGGCGGUGGUCACGGAGGUCACGGCGGCGGUCACGGAGGCGGUCACGGCAAGUACCCCGCGCCCCGUCCCAGCAGCAGCUACGGCGCCCCCGCCAAGGCCAAGCCCGUCUACCUCCCGGCGCCCAAGGCGUACAACAAGCCUCCCAUUAUUAUCUACCAGGGAGUGAGGCCCCCCGUGCAUGUCUACAAGGCCGACCCGAGCAAGGGUUACGGCGCCCCCAAGGCCCCGAGCUCUGGCUAUGGUGCUCCCCACAAGAGGGUUGACACCGAGACCCCCAAGUCUGCUGCCCUGGAGGCUGUCGUGCCCCGGAAGAACGAGGAGGCACAGCCUGUCGCUGCGGGUUUGACCCAGGAAGUCGAGGCUCAGGAGCGAGUUGAUUCGUGGCUGCCUCUGAACGUUGAGGGCGAAGAGGCGCCGGCAGCGGAAGCCACCCAGGCUCAGGCGAGGUCUGACGAUGGCGUGGAUACUGUGAUCGGCACCCCGGCGGUACAGCAGCAGGUUCAGGAUGUUGGAGAGCAGGUGGUCCAAGCUGUUGUCUCCGUGGGUAACUCGGAGUCGCAGUAGGGCGCGAGCAAGGGGAUGUUAACUUAUUAUUGCGGGAGGCUCGCCGCCGCCGGCGGUAGCCAGUAGAGGCGACUGUCUCACUACCCCGGCGCCAGCGGCGAUAGGUGGCGCUGUCGGCGCGCCGCAGGCCGUAUAGGUGGCGCCACUGUUGCCGACGGCGCCGGAGGCGCUCCCCAGUUAGGGGUUGGCGCCGACUCUGAGUCCAUCCGGGGCGUCCUCACGCCCCGCCCACCUGGACUCGAGUCACGAGGCCGGCGUGGGCAUGUGCGCAUGCGCAGAGCGUCUGGGAGGUGUGAUAGUGUGUGUGGCGUCAUUGGUUGCAUUAUACGCCGAGUACCUACAAAUACUCAGCUGAUGAGAGCUGUUGUACAUAGUAGCUUCAUUGUGUGGCUGAGACGCGUCACUGCGCAGGCGCACAACGCGCCGCGUGGAGAGAGCGUGAGAGUGAGUCGGAGAGAGUGAGAUGUAAUAUGACGAGUGUUGUUCAUAUUUGCAGUGUACUGCCCUGGUUGUAUGACCAAGGUACUGCCCAAUCCACCCUCCCGGUUGUUCAUUGUUGUGCCGGAGAUCGCUGCUUAUAUUGUUAUGUAACAUCUGCGCCACACUCGUCGCCGGCUGCUGCUACCAAAUGACGCCGGUGUGUGAAGUUUUUCCCCUACAAAUGAAGUAUUUAUCAUUCUUAUUGCUGACCGCACCACGGGGGAAGUGAUUGCUCAAUAAACCAUGCGAACGCAAA
This is a messenger RNA of Amphibalanus amphitrite, 3168 nucleotides long. Its product is annotated as pro-resilin-like. The record is from RefSeq and is a predicted model, not a curated record. The transcript has 3 exons. The coding region runs from base 192 to 2432 and encodes 746 amino acids. NCBI's taxonomy places the organism in Eukaryota, Metazoa, Arthropoda, Thecostraca, Balanomorpha, Balanidae.